CAUCAACUGUCAGUGUACAUUUCACAGACAAGGGGGUAACUUGUGUCCGGCUCACCCGGUGUUCAGGGAUUCUUUGAUAACUGUGGAAUUGUGUAUACCCUAUUCACUCUAGUGCUCUGCGUUGGAAUGUAACAGAACGUGAGGGAGGGUAUAGCCAUCUACCGGAGCCAGUGAGGAUUACCCCAAUAGUACAGUUAAGAGGACAACAACGCUCGGUACUAGUCCUACCGAGAACAUGGAAGGUGAGUUAUGUACCGGGUCGAGCAUGUCCUACGAAGUAGGUGCACUCAACACGGCAGAGGGCGGGAUGAGCGUCAUGGUGACAGCCAAGAGGGUAGCCAGAUGGUGCCCAACUAGAGCACUGCGGCGAGCACUCUACAUCCUCUUGUGGGGAUCUCUCUGCUACGUCCUCGUCAGGUUCUCUGGCCAAGAAGAGUCUGGGCUCAGCCGUGGUGGGACGAUGACGGGCCGUCUCUUGUUGCAGAAAAUAGUGGAGACGCGAUCUCCGCCUAUUUCUACCACUGAGACCACAUCCAACACCACUACGGAAUUCAACCCCUUUGAACUAGAGCCAUCCGUCGACAAGUCUCCCUCACUGUCGGAACAGGCUCUGGCCGAACAAAUCCAGGCUGAAAUACCUAAUCUUCCAGUUCGUUACUGGCAGAAAUAUAAAGGAAAAGUGUUGUCAAAAAACAAAACAUGCGCGAAGUUCCCUUCCCUUUACGACAUUAGUUUCAAUAACGUGUAUUGGCAAACACUGAAAACUAGCAAUGGCACUUUUCAUCUCUUUGGUUCUUAUUAUGAUAACAGGACUCUGGUGACAAUGAAACCAGUGAUUCGUACCUUGGGGAUGAUUGAUCGUUUGGAUCCCAAGGUGAAGACCUACUGCCAGCUGUGGUUUGACGGACACAAGGAACCGGUGUUUUCAAAAGUUUGGGAAUAUAAAUAUAUUUGGUAUAAGAAGUGGGGGAACUAUAAGAAUGGGCUGCUUCAGCCAUACCUGAUAGCAUGCCAGGUACCACCUGGUUACCGUCACUUAGUGCCAGAGUCUGUGUCUUUAGUGGAACGUCCCUGUGACAUGGCCACCACCAACCUCAGAGUUAUAAACAAUCGACCUCAGGGAGGUCAGAAAGAAAAUUUUGCAGUGUGCGUGAAAGGGCUUGAUUUUCUACAUGACGAUUUGAGUGUGAGAUUGGUAGAGUGGCUGGAGAUGCUCUUUAUUUUAGGAGCAAAUAAAGUAUUUCUCUAUGAGCUUGAAGUUCACCCCAAUAUAAGUAAGAUUUUAAAGCACUAUGAAGAGUUGGGACGUGUAGAAGUCAUGAAACUCACAUUGCCUGGGGAACAGCCAAACAUACCUGGACUCCUCCAUAUGUAUCUCAAGUCUAAGGUCACCAACAAGCGUCAGAAUGAACUGAUCCCCUAUAACGACUGUCUUUACAAAAAUAUGUACCGGUAUAAAUACAUUGCUCUUCUUGAUACAGAUGAAGUCAUCAUGCCUAAAAGUUCUAUGACAUGGAAGUCACUGAUGGAAACAGUUGUACCCAAGGCUCUCAAGACGAAGAAGGAUACACGAGCUUCGUACAAUGUCCGGAAUGUUUACUUCAUGGACACGAUGAGACACACUCAUGGUUGGUUCCGAGAGAUUCCGCAUUAUAUGCACAUGUUGCAACAUGUUUAUCGCUCUCACAACUACACUAAACCUGGUCAGUAUGUUAAAUGCUUCCACGACCCAGAGCGAGUUUUAACUCUCCAUAAUCACUUUCCUCUGUCUUGCCUUGGUGGAAGUUGCUCCUCUUAUGCGAUAGACACUGAAGACGCCCACUUACAGCACUACCGCGCAGACUGUGUAACUACUCUCAAGAAGUCGUGUUCUCAAGAAUACAAGAACCACACUAUUCUGGACACCACUAUUUGGAAGUACCGUGAACCACUGGUGGCCCGGGUCACGGAAACACUCCUGCACCUGGGAUUCUUCAGUCCAGGGACAGCACUGAGAUCGACUGAUCCACCUGCAUCUGCUGUCAGGAGAAAGUGACCUACACCUCAAUAGUGUCAACCAUGUGCCUUAUCUGGUGUAUUUCACCUGUGGUCUAGUCCCGUCCACUGGCCACUCCAUACGUGCCCUUCUCGUGCAGAUGGAUCUGCCUUAUACAAUAAUAUGGAAUUAGCCUCUGUGCUCCAUCAAACAUCGGGGAAAAGUCGUUCAGUGGCUGGUGGUGGGCGAUGCUCAAUAGAGGUGUCAACGUCCCUACAUAGUAUAAAGGUAAUCCCUACUUGAACUGUUUCCUCACCUGUGAUAAAAUGAAUUAUAUAUAUUUCUUGAAACUAAUGCACAUAACUAGUGCAUUUGUGACCUAUUGAGGAAGAUGUCAUACAAAAGCUACACUUGAAAUGUGUUGCCUUAACAAGCUGUGCAAGGUCCUCCACAACUUUUAUUAUAGACUUGCAUUACAACUGAUGUAUUGACAGUGAGGGUAGACUUAAUCAAAGGAUGGUUUAAGAUAACUGUUGAAGGGAUUGCCUCUAGUUAGCGGAACGAAGGUCCAACUGUGAUUUGUAAAAGCUACCAUAUCAUGCCGUGUAAAUACCAUUUCAUUUAUUUGUCAGAGUAUCACUUAAUGCUUUUAGGCGGUAGACAAAGAAACAGACACUAAGAGGAGUGAUGCGUGAGACAUCCUGCACCACUUCUACUUUUUUUUCCCCCACCUCAGUUAAUGAAAAUUUGUGCCUCAGACAUUCAACAAAACUAGGCUUUGUAUAUACAUAGUACUAGUUAACCAUCCCGUCUACGAGAGUGGUUGGCCAGUAAGAGAGAUCAUGCUCUGAUUUAUCACACUUUUUUAUAUUACCUACGUAGAUUGAACUGUAAAUAGAAAUCUUCCUGGAUAUAAUAAUAAUUGAAAACAAAACCGAUGUACAGUUAAGGAUUACAUUGUAUGGCUGCCAAUUUUUAAUAUUAAACGGGCAGGAGGAUAGAUACAGGAUACACAAGAGUAUUUGGAUUAAUAUAUUUAGAGUGAUAUGAAGAUGUAAACAUUUUACUGUAGAUGUUUUAACUGGGGAAAGUAUCCUGAACACUAAACACUGGUUAUAGGUAGGUAUAUAUCGUGUACUAUCUGUGCAAGCAAUAGGGAUGAAGAAUGAUUUUUGACGUACAUGUUGGCAUGACAAAAUACCUUGUACAUUUGGUCGUGUGAGUAGGGCAUUGGAAAGCUAUGUGAAAAACAAAAUAGAGAACUAAUUUUAGUAAGAUUUGGAGUUGUUUUUGACAGAUUAUCCAUUCGAUAUAAAACCAACACUGGCAGGAGAGUUCCAGACCGGAGGUCAAGGGGAGUUGUGAGGAGACGGAAGGUGAUACAAAAAGCAGAGCUGUGCAGGAGACUUACUCGCUAGUACAGCAUAUACUUCAGUUUUUUUUUUUUCAACUUUCUCCAGCAGUGCGCACAUUAGGGUUUUAGUCUAAACAAAAAAAAAAAUCGAGAAGUUAACGUUUCCACGAAAUUAGCCGACGUAUAUGCUGUACUAAAUAGUAGGCCUGCAUAGCUCCUGUACUGUACUUAACGUACCUUCACACCUCACCUUCCAAAACACAGGCGUAUUAUUGUAUCUGGAUUCAUAAAAACCACACACUGAAAUAGUCACGAUGAAAGUUUACUGUGCAUUCUCAUUACUGUCUGCAAACUUUUGUGUUCACAGAGUAGCUCAGUAGUGUUAAAAUUUUGGAAUUAAGAGUUGAAUGACAUUUAAGAGUAAUGGUGCAUAACCACACAUACUACCGUGUGUACAGACACUAGUACAAAAGUCGCCAUACACUUAUUUCAUAAAACUAUUUUCCACUGAUAAUUCAAUGACGUUUAGCAUUUCAAAAUUGUCAGUGAAGGUGAAAUAUGAUAAGAUGUUCAACACUUGGUAUCCUUAUUGUGGAAUGUUUCGCCUGAGCAUCGGUCUUUUAAAGGCGAGUGCGGAGUCUCUUAUACGGGAAACAGUGAGGAAGUAUUUUCUGACCCCCCCCCCCCCCGCCUUUCCUUCAUAGCCUGAUCAGGUAUUUAGGUUAAUGGAGUAAACGCCUAAAAAUCACAUCUCCGUGGUCUCCAGUAUAAAAGACGUCCUUUUUAUUUAACUGAAGUCUGCUGCACGGGCGAACAAGAUACCAAAUUGUAUUUCAGCUUCUCGGUAUUGUGUACGAUUUAUAUAGAAAACUGACCUAGAAACUGCUACAGAAAGUUUACAUUAUGCAGCUUUAUCGUUGAAGCACCGGCUUAGUUUGUGGUCUAGGCUACUUCCUAGUUGGCGUCUGAGGUACUAGAUAAAUUUGCAUUCAAACGGUAUACUGACAGGAGCUGAGGAUACAUAACAUGUACAUCUCUUCAACAGUUUAAUACAUCACUGGUACCGUUUUGUUUAGCAUGGGGAUACUACCCUAGGUAAAGCCUAAACAGCUUUUGAUACGUGUAAUAUUUUUGUCGUAUAGGACUAAAUUUCUCUCUCAGAAUUCUGUUUUCCCUUAAUUAUUUAUAAUGUUGUUGGUUAUUUUUAUAUUCAUUCUUGCUAUAAGAGCUGUUGUUAUUGUAUAAUACCUCUUAUAAUACAAUUUCAAGCAGUGAACCUUGGUAUUUUUAAGCAAUUUUGUAGGGUUGAGUUAUCGAAAACUCUCCCUGUAAUGUCCAUGUGUUAAAAGAUUUGUUUCUUCCCUUCUAGCUGUAUAGUCCUUGUGGCUUAGCGCUUCUUUUUGAUUAUAAUAAUAAUAAUCUUCCCUUCUAAUGUGAACAGGUAUGAUGAAUAAACUUUUAUUACGACAGGGUUUCGCUCGCAGCGAAACUUCCAAAUUAAAAGCUUAUUCUGCAUAUUCUUUGUCCACUUACCUGUUAGUGUGAAAUCCUUCCUAUUCUGAAAUGUAUCGAUAAUCCCAAUAUACAUUAUGUAUUCCUGAUUCUGUGCAGUGUAAUGUGUAUUAGUACUUUAGUUGGUGAAUAAUUCUUUAAAAUAUUUAAACAAUGAAUUUUAUAAGGGAUUUGUAUGGAAAGGUAUUUGUGGGGAGACUGCUACAACUGGGCGAGACGGAGACACUAUGCAGCGCAAACUUUCUUUGAAAGAUAAUUGGUUCUAAUAGGAACUCUGACGUCAGCCAAAUGUAGUUUAGCUAGGGAAACUUGAGACACUUGUAAACGUUUACUAACCAUAAAGUUUCGCUCACAUUGGCAAAACUGCGUCGUUAGUAGAUGUAUCCAUUGCAGUCAUUUCAACACCACUGCAGUUCCAAAGGAUCGCCUUGUUAAAUAUCUUAUUUCACUGUAUAUAUUUGAAGCAUAAGUUUUUUGGCGUAUACAAGCAGAAGCAUCUGAAAAAAAAAUAAAGCUGUAAUGAACCACGGCCAAUGAAAAAAGCAUGUACGGGGGCUCUGUAGUCCCUGCAUAUAGCAGUCCCAAGGGUGCAACCACUUCUGACAGAGCGAUAUACAUGGACUACGGUUCGAAUCCCCGCCCAUUCUUCUAUUUAUUCAAGCAGAUUUAUAUUCGUAAUUUUAGUAAAAUUUAUUUCAUGUAAACAGACAUGCUCAAAUUUGAUCAGUUUGAAAGUAAAAAAUAUCAAUGCUUAGGUGAAGUUCUCAGUAGACUUGUAUACCAUUUUGAUGUUCAGACUUGUACUGGGGAGAUGAGGGGAGACUCUGGGAGGGAGGGUUAAGGGUAACCUUCACUACAUCAAUCAUGUGUACAUACAUAACUGUGUCAUGUUCAUUAUGAGUGCCAUUAUCAUUGCCUAGCCUAUAUAUAUUAGUCAGUCAUUUUGUAUUGAAGAUUGAAUAAAAAUUAUCUUGAUAUUAAA
Molecule: messenger RNA, 5823 nt
Organism: Cherax quadricarinatus
Lineage: Eukaryota; Metazoa; Arthropoda; Malacostraca; Decapoda; Parastacidae
Cellular component (GO): cytoplasm
Molecular function (GO): glycosyltransferase activity
Source: RefSeq, a predicted model, not a curated record